Messenger RNA from Mastomys coucha (southern multimammate mouse), 3131 nucleotides. It is a transcript of the gene Pnpla3, whose product is annotated as patatin like phospholipase domain containing 3. The transcript has 9 exons. Gene Ontology annotation, cellular component: lipid droplet; membrane; cytoplasm. Gene Ontology annotation, biological process: lipid homeostasis; triglyceride catabolic process. The record is from RefSeq and is a predicted model, not a curated record. NCBI's taxonomy places the organism in Eukaryota, Metazoa, Chordata, Mammalia, Rodentia, Muridae. The coding region runs from base 108 to 1355 and encodes 415 amino acids. Gene Ontology annotation, molecular function: triacylglycerol lipase activity.
UCAGUGACGUCACCUGAGGACAGCUUAGGUUGCUUCUGCUCCUCAAGCUCAGAGCAGCAACCCAGGGAGCAGAACUGAGCUGCAGCGCGCCCGGAGAGCCGAGCGCGAUGUACGACCCAGAGCGGCGCUGGAGCCUGUCGUUCGCAGGCUGCGGCUUCCUGGGCUUCUACCACGUCGGGGCUACGCUAUGUCUGAGCGAGCGCGCCCCGCACCUUCUCCGCGAUGCUCACACUUUCUUCGGCUGCUCGGCCGGUGCACUGCACGCUGUCACCUUCUUGUGCAGUCUCCCUCUCGACCAUAUAAUGGAGAUCCUCAUGGACCUCGUGAGGAAAGCCAGGAGCCGCAACAUCAGCACCCUCCACCCGUUCUUCAACAUUUACAAGUGCAUCCGAGAUGGGCUCCAGGAGACCCUCCCAGACAAUGUCCACCAGAUCAUCUCUGGUAGGCUCUACAUCUCACUCACCCGGGUGUCGGAUGGAAAGAACGUGCUGGUGUCUGAGUUCCAGUCCAAAGAUGAAGUGGUGGACGCCCUCGUGUGUUCCACUUUCAUUCCUCUCAUCUCCGGCCUAAUCCCUCCUUCCUUCCGAGGUGAGAGGUACGUGGACGGAGGAGUGAGCAACAAUGUCCCUGUGCUGGAUGCCAAAACCACUAUCACGGUGUCCCCUUUCUAUGGAGAGCACGAUAUAUGCCCCAAAGUCAAGUCCACCAACUUCCUUCACGUGAAUAUCACCAACCUCAGCCUCCGCCUCUGCACUGGGAACCUCCAUCUUCUGACCAGAGCCCUCUUUCCAUCUGAUGUGAAGGUGAUGGGAGAGCUGUGCUUUCAAGGGUACCUGGAUGCCUUCCGGUUCCUCGAGGAGAAUGGCAUCUGUAAUGGGCCCCAGCGCAGCCUGAGUGUGUCGCAGGAGGAGAUGACGCCAGAAGCCUGCUUGGAAAAUGGCAAACUUGUGAGUGACAAGGUGCCAGUCAGCCUAUGCCUUACAGAUGAGAACAUCUGGGAGAUGCUGUCCCCCAAGCUGAGCACAGCUUUGAGUGAAGCUAUUAAGGACAGGGGGGGCUACCUGAACAAAGUCUGCAAUCUCCUGCCCAUCAGGAUCCUGUCCUACAUCAUGCUGCCCUGCACUCUGCCCGUCGAGUCGGCCAUUGCUGCAGUCCACAGGCUGGUGAUGUGGCUCCCUGAUAUCCAGGAUGAUAUCCAGUGGCUACAGUGGGCGACAUCCCAGGUUUGUGCCCGGAUGACGACGUGCCUGCUCCCCUCUACCAGAUCCCGAGCAUCCAAGGAUGACCGUCAAACACUCAGGCAUGGACAUCACCCACCUCUCCACAAACUUCAAGGCAACUCUGCUGGUUUGUAAAUUGCUGGUCUCCAUGCUUCCAGUGAACUUGGACAUUCUCUCUGUGGAUGGUCCAGGAGGGGCCAAAGCUGAGGGCACCCUGCCUUCCACCCCACGUCCAGCUUGACCUUUAUCUGGAGCAACCGUGUCUAGAUGAUGGGUGGGUGAGGGAUGCUAUACUCUCUGUUUCCCUCUGGGAAGGGUUUGGUUACUUCUGGAGGCAGCUAGGAAGUUUCUCUCCAGGAGCUGAGCCUGUGAAGCUGCCCCUUGGUGCUCUGUGGUAACCUCAUUGCCUGUGACCGCAGGAUCACGGGAUCUGGGCUAAAUUAGUAGUUCAUAGAAACCAAAGACAAUAAUUUGGUGUUUAGAAAGCUACUUUUGGUCUGGGUGAAGGCUGGUGCUUGAGAGCUAGUGCAGAGAGCAAGGUCAAACUGUCUCUUAGCCUGUGAAUCAAUGGGGACCCCAAGGGCAUCCAUGUUUGGAAACAGGAAUCCAAACUAGGCAAUCUCAUGCAAUCUCGGAAGGAAAAUUUUUCAGGAAGUGUGAUAGGAUGGACUGUGGCUGUCUCUAAAAAGGGCCCGUCGGAUAACUUAUUACGCCUUUGGCUCUUACUAAAAGCAUUUUAUAUAAACACACCAGGGAAUGUAUGGUGAACUAUAUGUAUGAUCAGUGACGUGUGACUAGAAUUAACCUUAAAAUAAAAUCUCUUGUAUGUAGGGAUGGAACAACAUAGGUAGGGAGCGCAGAGGACCUCUGCCUCCUCAGCCUCAGCUUGCUCACUUUCUUCUUUUCCUAAUCUUUGUAUCGUCAUCAGCCAUUACCACCUCUCUCCUUCCCCAUCUACUGCACCAGCCUUAAUGGGGAUAAGUGCCCACUUUUCUCAGGUGUACUAUACAGCUGUGGGUGUGGUGUGUGUUUCGUGUAAUUCAGACAUUAGAUUAGAACAUAAAUAAGCAAGCAGACAAACAAACAAGGUGCUGCCCACACUGCUGAGCGCUGACAGUGAAGGUGUGCGUCUCCCAUGCCUGAGUCUCCUAGAUUCCUAGUGAGUGAGCUCCAGGUUCAUGCAAGCGCUUCGGGAGGAAUCACAUAAUCUCAGCAGGGUUGAUCCUGACUGGAUAGAGAGGGCCUCUGGGGGAGAGAAUGUGGUUCCAGAGGCAAAGUGUCUAGGCUACUGUAAGACUGUCCCAAGGAAAGAAAAGAACCAGGAGCUGGGGUGCAGCUCAGUUGUUAGAGGCCUUCUCUAGCAUGAGCGAAGCCCAGAGUUCAAUCUCAGCACCAUAUAAACUGUGGAGUGACAGGCAGUGACAUAUGCCUGUAAUCCCAACAUUUAAGCAAGAGGAUCAGAAGUUCAAGGUCAUCCUCGACUACUUAGGGAGUUGGAGGUCAGCUUUGGCUAAAUGAGGCCCUGCCUCAAAAAGACAAACAAACAAACAAAAAAAUAGCAGAAACUUUUGCCUUGCUUUGAGCUGCCCCUUUCUGGAAGUUUCUCAUCAGUAGAGAAUAUUCCUGUCACCCUAUCAGACAAAACUCCCACUGGUUUGGAGUCCCUGCAUUCUCAGAACACCCGGUGUCAGACAGUGACCAGCAGGGAGAAAUGUCUUGACUUGUAAUGUAAGCCUUUAGCAAAGCUGGUUUAAAAGCAGGUGUGGGUGUGUUUAUGCAAAUGACUAUGCAAAUUAGCAGACUAGCUGAAGGUUUGAAUGGAUACAAAAAUAACCAUAACUGUUUAAGGGAAAAGGGUCCAUAAUAAAUGUGGGGACAAAAAAUAAAUAAAUGUGAUUUUUAAAAAAUGUA